AUGAAUUAUUACCAGGUGUCAUCAGCAGCACCAUCACUACCGCCACCACCACUAUAUUAUCUACCACACACCAGCCAUUAUCCGCUCGAAAGGAAAGACGAAAUGUGGCGAGAAGUUCAUAUUUGUCCACUUUUACUUCUUUCAUUGCUUGGAACAAUAGCUGAAACAAAGAAGGAAAAUCUGGUAACCGAAUUUGUGAAAGAAUCGGGAUCAUCCAUUUUUGAUGGCAAAGAGAAUAUAAAAUUUGCAAUAUUAAUCGAAUCAAAAGAAUCCGAAGAUUAUGAUGAUCACUUGGACGAAUUCCAGAAAACUGCAGAGAAAUUCGAAGACAUGGUUCGAUUUGUAUAUAUCAACUCAGAUAUAGAAGAAAACUGGCAAUUAAUAGAAUUUCUUGGUUUAAUAGCGGAAGAUGUGCCGUGUGUGUUAUUUGUUGACCUUGAGAAGCACUUCAAGAAGUAUAAAGCGGAAAUUAAAGAAAUAGCAAAAGCAGAAAUAAUCUCAUUCGUACAAUCAUGUUUGGACGGUAAUGCAAUACCCUUCUUGAAAAGUGAAGAAAUUCCUGACGACUGGAAUAAAAAACCUGUGGUUGAAUUAGUAGGGAAAAACUUCGAAGAGCAAGUAUUCGAUUCGGAGAAAACGACCUUUGUAUUUUUCUAUGCACCAUGGUGUGAAGCAUGCCAAAAAGCGAUGCCAGAAUUAGAGAAACUUGGCGAACUAUACAAAAACAAGAAAAAUUUGGUAAUCGCCAAAAUGAACUCAAUGAAUAACGAAGUGUUCGGAAUACCGAUACUUGACGUACCUACUAUAGCGCUAUUUAUCAAAGGAUCGAAAAAGCCUAUUUACCACACGGAAGAUGAACGAACGACAAAUAAUUUCUCUGAAUUUAUUACAACAAAUUUGAAAAAGAACGAAGAAAACAGUACGGAAAAACAUGAGAAAAGGAGCAAGAAGGAAAAAACCAGUAACGGGAAAAAGCAGUUGAAAAGUAAAGAUAAGGAACAAGUAAGCAGAAAGGAUGAACUCUGA
Molecule: messenger RNA, 1026 nt
Organism: Acanthocheilonema viteae
Lineage: Eukaryota; Metazoa; Nematoda; Chromadorea; Rhabditida; Onchocercidae
Source: the annotation of a GenBank genome assembly